AUGAUAGAGGUUAGAGAUAAUAUAGAGAAAGAAAUAUGGUGGGAACCAAGGAGUGGAACUGCAAAUGUAUGGUUUGACAACUGGACAAAGCUAGGGGCUCUAUAUCACAUUAUUCCUGAUGAUUUUGUGAUAGAUAAGGGGUUUCAAGAUGUAAAAGAACUUAUGUUGCAGGAUGGUUGGAACAUAGGAAGACUGCAGCAGUUAUUCCCCAUUGAUAUUGUGGACAAUAUAUUAAAAGAAUUGCACUUUCAUGAACCAAAAGAAGAGUGGGAUAGGCCAAGAUGGAUGAUGACGGCAUCAGACAAAUUUACUGUAGGCACUGCAUGGGAAUUACUGAGGAGAAAAGCAGUCAAGUCAGAAGUCUUUAAGAACAUGUGGAUAUCAGGGGUACCUUUUAAGAUAUCCUUUUUUUUCUGGAGGUUGUGGAAGUACAAAAUACCAGUUGGAGAGGUAGUAAGAAGGAUUAGGGUAGAUACUGAGGCAACAUGUUACUGCUGUGAUCCUAGGCAAGAUGAAACUGUGGAUCACUUGUUUGUUACAGGAAAUGUUGCUACAAAAGUGUGGACUUAUGUUAAAAUCGUUGUUGGCAUCACAACACAGUUUCAACAAGUCAGGCAGAUUCUUCAGAUCUGGUGGAAUACAGAUUGCCCCUCAAAGUUCAGAACCAUCUUUAAAGCUAUUCCAAUGGUAACUAUGUGGCAAAUAUACAAGUGGAGGAAUACAGUUCUACAUGGAGGGAGGAUGUCCAUCAACAAAGUGAUCUAUGAGAUAAACAUGAUCAUAUAUCAAAUGUGUAGAAUGAGGGGAAAUCCUGGACCAAGCUUUGUGGCCCUUUGUAUUAGAAAUAUAGUAGGUGAUUUCCAGUUUGCAGCAGCAACACGGAUACCAGAUGGCUCAAAUUUGAUAGUUGAAGCAAGGUCACUACAUGAGGGUCUUAUGUACUGUGUUACACACAGUCUGUUGCCAGUGGUGAUGGAAACAAACUUAAUGACUAUGAAGAUGAUCUUAACUGGUCUGUGGGAGAGUCCAUGGAGUAUAUCAAUGAUCAUAAAUGAUAUUUCAAGGUUGAGGAGGGAUAAGGAAGUGAGGGUGGAGCAUGUUCUCAGAGAAGGAAAUGGCCUGGCUGAUUUUUUAACUAACUAUGCUUUUGAUUUUGCAGGACAGCUAAGGACCAUCAUAUCCCUAGAGAUUAAUAGUAAUCUGGAGAACAGUAGCAGCAACAAGGCUAUAUUUCAACAUGCCAGGAACAGCAACAUGUACCUGAAAUUUGAGACAAUGGCAAACAAUGUUCAACUUCAAGGCAAGGAGAUAGCAGCUACAUCUGAAGGAACAUGGAGGAAUUCUACUCCAUCCUGGAAGCCUGAAUAUGUAUUCAUUUGA
Molecule: messenger RNA, 1380 nt
Organism: Lycium barbarum (goji berry)
Lineage: Eukaryota; Viridiplantae; Streptophyta; Magnoliopsida; Solanales; Solanaceae
Exons: 4
Coding region: 1-1380 (459 amino acids)
Molecular function (GO): RNA-DNA hybrid ribonuclease activity; nucleic acid binding
Source: RefSeq, a predicted model, not a curated record